Arachis ipaensis is the source of this 1551-nucleotide messenger RNA. The record is from RefSeq and is a predicted model, not a curated record. Lineage: Eukaryota; Viridiplantae; Streptophyta; Magnoliopsida; Fabales; Fabaceae.
AUGACAACCCAUGAAGCUAUUGAUUUUCUAAGAGAGGACUUUGACCUUACUGCACACCCAAAGAUGGUGUAUAGAGCUGUGAAGGAGGCAAGGGAGAGGAUGAUGGGUAACGAAAGGCAACAGUAUGGCAAAUUGAGGGAUUACUUAUUAGAGAUACAUAGAAGUAACCCUGGGUCUUCUGCAUUGCUAGACCUGAUCCCUCAGCCUCAAGCAGCCCCUAUGUUUGACAAGUUAUAUGUUUGUUUUGAGGCCUGCAAACAAGGAUUCAAGAGUGGCUGUAGACCAUUGAUCCACCUAGAUGGAUCAUUUCUUAAAACAUACCAUGGGGGACAACUACUUUCUGCCAUUGCACAGGAUGCCAACAACCAGUUUUACGUGGUUGCAUACGCAGUUGCAAGAUUCGAGAAUAAAGAAUCUUGGAAGUGGUUCCUAACAUGCUUACAAGAGGAUAUUGGUGAUGGACUGCUACCUGCACUGAAAGAGGUAAUGCCUGGUGCACAUGUUAGAAACUGCGUCAUGCAUAUGUGGAAGAAUUUCAUAAACCGAUUCAAGGAUCUGUAUAUAAGAGAAAUUGUGUGGAACUGUGCUAGAUGCACAACCAUCUCAGAGUUCAAGACAACCAUGGAAAGACUGAAAGUAGUGAACAAGGAUGCUUGGGCCUAUCUUAUGAAAUUUGAACCUGCUACCUGGAUUAGAGCAUACUUUAGCCAUGGUCCCAAGGUCGACAACCUAACAAACAACAUGUGUGAGUCGUUUAACGCAAAGGUGGUGAAGUACAGAAGCAAGCCCAUACUUACAAUGUGCGAGGAGUUACGGUGCUAUGUGAUGCGGCGAAUGGUUCAACACAAGAAACUUCUGGGGACUCAUGAGGGAAAACUGGCGCCAGUACAAGAGAAAAGGCUACAGAGGCUUAUCAAACCAAGCAACAAAUGGACAGCAGAGUGGAUUGGUGAUAACGAGCACAAACGGUUUGAAAUCACUCACAAGGGAUCCAAAGUUGAUGUGGAUCUGAUCAAACACAGCUGCUCGUGUAACAAAUGGCAACUCACAGGGAUGCCGUGCAUUCAUGCUAUAGCAGCAAUCAGAAAACGGCAUGAUAAUCCCGACGAUUAUGUUCAUCCAUGGCUAUGUAUGGAAUCUAUUAGAAAGACAUAUGAGCACUUCAUCCAGCUAGUAACGAGUGAGGAAUACUGGACAAGAUCUGAGUUUACUAAGCCUGUUCCACCUGUGUUAAAAAGGCCGAUUGGACGUCCCAAGGUACAUAACAGACAGAAAGACCCAGCUGAGACUGUUAUUGAUGGUGACAAAUUGAAGAGGAGUUUCUAUGUCACAUGUAGCAAGUGUGGUGAGAGGGGACACAACUACAAGACGUGCAAAGGGGCCCCAUCCAACCCUAACUGGAAGCCAAAGAUGAAAAAAUCAAGAACAAAUGCCAAGGACUCUCAAUCACUUGUGGUUCUACCUUUGUCACAGUCAGCCCCCGAGGAAGAGAGUGUGGAACAGAGUCCCCCUGCUGCUAUGAACCCUCCUCAUGUGAAUAUUGGAACUUGA